AUGUUCGAAGGUAACGUUACAACUACGAUACCCUUCGAUUUUGAAACGGGUGCGACCUGUCUUUUAGAGAUCGAAACUGCCCAUUUCAACAAUAAGGUACUCGUUCAAAUAAGAUUCAAUGGCGAGCUCGACACAUGCAUUGAGGUCAAGUCAAGAGGUUUACCUAACCGCAGUUUUGACACAGCUCGCUUUAACGGCAACGGUAUGAAUCACAGUGCUCAACAACAAGAAGAAAAUAACGAUGGCGAAAGCGAUGAGGACGAAUUUGACUAUACCCUCGCAGAAGAUUCCUUAUCCAAUUACCAUAUUUCAACGAGAUUGGGAGACUCUAACAACAUGAAGCUACCAAUCGUUUGUUCCCAGAUUGCGGAAUUAUAUUAUAAAGCUAUUUUCCCCUCCUGUGCAAACGACCUAGAAGAAGUGUCUCCCGUGGGAGAUUUUGUCAUAUCCCUUAGUAGCAAGCUCUUCGGAAGCAAUUCGACAUAUGACGACUUCGAGAUGCUUCUGAUGCUACUGCGGAACAUCAGGGAAAUGUACACUUGA
Messenger RNA from Lachancea sp. 'fantastica', 543 nucleotides. The record is from the annotation of a GenBank genome assembly. Lineage: Eukaryota; Fungi; Ascomycota; Saccharomycetes; Saccharomycetales; Saccharomycetaceae.